Uranotaenia lowii is the source of this 2065-nucleotide messenger RNA. It is a transcript of the gene Sps1, whose product is annotated as inactive selenide, water dikinase-like protein. The coding region runs from base 358 to 1554 and encodes 398 amino acids. Gene Ontology annotation, molecular function: ATP binding; selenide, water dikinase activity. Gene Ontology annotation, biological process: L-selenocysteine biosynthetic process. Lineage: Eukaryota; Metazoa; Arthropoda; Insecta; Diptera; Culicidae. The transcript has 2 exons. The record is from RefSeq and is a predicted model, not a curated record. Gene Ontology annotation, cellular component: cytoplasm.
AGCAUCAGCGCAGGGAGGCAAAUUUUCUGAUUUCCCCUUCGGGUUACCGACAGACACAUUUUAGAGCUUGGACAUAACAGACGCUACGCCGUUCCACGGCUUUGCUGCUAGCAACAAGGGCAAAUUAUCAAACGAUUCGGCAGCCAUCUUGGGUUGUGAAAAAGUUAAGUGUGUGGCAGCCAUCCAGUGCGCCCAAAGAGCGGAAAGUGAAAAAGUAAAUUAGUGAGGCGGCAUUGGUUUGAAAUUGGUGUGGAUCAAAAAGAAGCGGCAUCUCGGAACCGAUAUUCGAGCGCAAUAAAAUCGAGCGAGUGCUAUUCAUUUGGCGGGACACAGGCGUAUAGAGGAAGCUUGGUGAAAAUGGGUGAUUAUCAUCACGAUUCGCUUGGUGCCGGUCAGCUCGAGCUUGGUGGAAAUCCGGGCCUGGUGCUGCGGCGUGCCUUCGAUCCGACUGCACACGAUUUGGAGGUUUCCUUCCGGUUGACACGAUUUGCCGAUCUGAAAGGUCGAGGCUGCAAAGUACCCAAAGAUGUGCUGGAAAAGCUGGUCUCAUCCCUGCAGCAGGACUACACCCAAGAUCCGGAAUCACAGUACAUGUCUAUGUCGUCACCGCGCAUCGGCAUCGGUUUGGAUUGUUCCGUGAUUCCAUUGCGGCACGGUGGUCUCUGUAUGGUGCAGACAACAGAUUUCUUCUACCCGAUCGUGGACGACCCCUACAUGAUGGGAAAAAUUGCAUGCGCCAAUGUCCUGAGCGAUUUGUACGCCAUGGGAGUCACGGAGUGCGACAAUAUGCUGAUGCUGCUGGCGGUCAGUACCAAAAUGACCGAAAAGGAGCGGGAUGUUGUAAUUCCCCUCAUUAUGCGAGGAUUCAAGGACUCGGCGUUGGAAGCUGGCACUUCGGUUACCGGUGGUCAGAGUGUGGUCAAUCCCUGGUGUACCAUCGGAGGGGUGGCCACGACCAUCUGUCAGCAGAACGAAUUUAUUGUGCCGGAUAAUGCCGUUGUGGGUGACGUACUAGUUCUGACCAAAGCCCUGGGAACGCAGGUGGCAGUCAAUGCUCAUCAAUGGUUGGAUCAGUCCGAACGUUGGAACCGCAUCAAACUAGUCGUCUCGGAGGAAGAUGUUCGCAAAGCCUAUCACCGAUCGAUGGAUUCCAUGUCCCGGUUGAACCGAAUUGCUGCCCGGUUAAUGCACAAAUACAACGCGCAUGGUGCCACCGACAUCACCGGCUUCGGGUUGCUCGGACAUGCCCAGACUCUGGCAUCGCAUCAAAAGAAUGAAGUUUCUUUUGUUAUCCACAAUCUACCGGUGAUUGCAAAGAUGGCUGCCGUGGCCAAGGCUUGUGGUAACAUGUUCCAGCUUCUUCAGGGACAUUCCGCUGAAACAUCUGGAGGACUGCUGAUUUGCUUACCUCGAGAGCAAGCUGCCGCUUACUGCAAGGAUAUCGAGAAACAAGAAGGUUGCCAAGCGUGGAUCAUCGGCAUUGUGGAGAAGGGUAACCGCACCGCUCGUAUUAUCGAUAAACCACGAGUCAUCGAAGUUCCUGCCAAGGAAUAAGAAAUCCAACUAAAAAAACAACUUACGAUAAGCAACAUUCUUCGAUUUUCGCUUUUAAACUGAUUUCCCAAAUGCACAUUUCUUAACACCUCAGAACAUUUCCACAAUUCAAUGAAAAAGAUCUUGCGGCGUUUUUUUGCCAGUAUAAGGAAUAUCCUUCCAGGAAAUAAAACUAAACUACAUUCACGUAAGAAGAAUAACCAACAAUAUGGAAAUAGAUAAAAGAUGUGUUAAUAGUGAUUAAGAACAGUUUUUAUUAUUUCCUACUCUACACAUUUUAAUCGGUGGCCAUCGGAUGCCGAAUCGAUUUUGUUUCAAUGCCAAUUGCUUAGAUGCGGACAAAAAAAAAGACGAAGUUAAACUGAACAGAAAACCGGAAAGGAUUAUAACAUUAAGACUUUUUCGUUUUAUGAAAAACGCUUCAAAAUUAACAAUUAUAAAGCAGUUAAGAUAUUCGUAACAUAGUUUUGUAGAUGAUUAAAAGAGGAGAAUAAAACGAGUAUAAAUUUGA